AUGAGUAUGAGAGAAACUAGUUACGUGGAAGAUUCAACUUUCACACUUUCAUAUAUUGAAAAUGAUGCUUUAUUUUUGGGCGCCCUUUGGAAUUGUCAUCUUUCUAAGCCUGCGGGUUACAAUCUGUUCGCAAAAAAACUUACAAGCGAUCAUUUGGCUAUUCACCCAUUAAAAAAUCUCGAUUAUCAUUUAAUCCAUGUUAAGAGUAUUGAAGACAAACUGACGACAUUAAAAAUAAGUGGUGCGAUGUCUAUUGAGAUAUUAUCUGGUAUUCUAAAUGUAGAAGGAAGUGGAUAUUACGAUACUAUGUCCUCUAUAAACUCUAAUGAAGAACAACUUAUCUGUCAAUACAACCUUGAUAACUAUUUGGUCGAAUUGCUUCCUCAAGCAAAAGAGGUGAUGGACAAUAUUGUUAAAAAUAAUCUUUUCGAAAAAAAAAUUAAGGCAACUCAUGUCGUGCGUAGUAUAAUUCUAGGAGCAAGAGUGAGUGCAGAUAUAAGAAUCAGACGAAACGAUACAAGCAAAAAUACAGCUAUUAAUGGCAGAUUAAUUGGUGGCAUACCUUUUGGUAAAGUAAAUGCUGCUUUAAAAACUAGUUUGGAAGUUCUGGACUCAAAAAAUGCAAAUGAUUAUGAUAUGCAAAUAACUAUCAGUUCUAAACCACCGAUGAAGCAACAACCAACGACUAUAAAUCAAAUGUUCAACUUGAUUGAAAAUGUAGAUGCAUGCAUUCAAGAAGAGCAACAUUACAAGUUUAUUGGUUCAGAUAUUUAUGGUGUACCUAUUCGGUUUAUCCUUGUCCCUGUUUCUCAGUUUCUUGAAAUUGAGGUUGAAAAACUUUACAAGCAGUUAAAUGACAGUAUCUUUGAAAAUUUUCGUACAACCCUUAUUGCACUUAAAGAUUAUCAAUCGUCAGAAUAUGUAAAAAACUGUGUAAUAAGAACAGAAUAUCGUCUGCAAAAGAUUUUAUCUGAUUCUCAAUCCCAACUGUCAAAAGAUAUCAUAGAAUAUCAAAAAAAUUUAAAAAAGGUUACAAAUAAUUAUUUUGAACGAGCGUGUGAAACUCUAAAAAAAUAUAAAAUCGCGGAAUGUGACUCUGAUAAACUCCUUCAAAUUAUACAUGAUUAUGAUAAAAGUGAUUUCAGCAUUGUAAAUGUAUGCGCCAAGCUUGAAUCAUUUGUAUCAUACGGAAAGUAUGAGCUUAACGGUGUAUAUGAAAGAGACGCGGCGCUCAUGAAUCUCAAGAUUAUUUAUUUUACAAAUUCAAAUGAAUUGAAUGAAUGGUUAUAUUCUGGAAUAAAUGUCAAGUUACUAUUAUGGACUGGCAUAGACUCUUCGAAAGUAAAUUCCACAAAUGGUGCAUUCCAAAGCCUUUUCAAAAUUGUCAAUGCUUUACAAGAGCGAAAUAUUGAAGUUGGAAUAGCUUUACCAAGUAUUUCGAAUGAUUUUUCUUUGGUGAUCAAAGAUAAUAUAAGAUCAGAAACUUACAGCAUAGUUGAGAUUCCUCAAAUCCUCAAAAUUUUGAGUGCUGCUGUGGGCAUGGGAAAUCCUAUUGAAAGCCGCUUUUAUAUGCUGAAUGCCUUACAUUCAAAUAUCCAAUUGCCACUUACGCUUGAAAAAUUUUCCGAAUUAAAUAAUCUUAUAUCUUUGUUAAAAAUUGAUUUUAAAAUCUAUUUUGCUCAUUCAUAUUUAGAUUCCCUUCAAAAAAUUCGAAGCUCUAACCAUGAUGGUUUUCGGUGGAAAGCUUUUAUCGCAUUAGAUGCACCAGAUACCGCAUUGGAUGCUGUUUAUGAGAUCAAAAACCUUGUUUCAAAAAGUGUGUUUUCAGAAAUUGAAUGGAUAGCUGGUGAAUCCAAUAUUCGAUCUUCACAAGCGGCACCUCUGUUACUUGUUUUUUAUGACGGAGAGAUUAAAGCAGUGUGCUUAGAUAAAUUAGAUCUUCUAAUUCUUUCGCAAAUUUUUAAAAGCAAAGAUUUAUCAGUACUAUCUUGUGCUUCAACCUAUCAUUCAUUAUAUCCUGAUCGAUCCCAGUUUUCUUUAGAAUUUAUCAAAAUUGUAGAUCAAACAAAAAUGUAUAAGAUAGAACCAAUAAAUGAAAUAUCACCUUUUAAUCAAGUACCCAAUCAAAUCUUGAGCGAUGCAUUAAAUGUUGUCCGCAGUGCUUCUCUUGGAAAAGAUUUGGACAUAAUUUCGUCAAUUGCACAACUGGCUAUUAAGAAUGGUAACGAAUUGAGUAAUCUUUUGAUCAAAUACGGAUGGAGCUCUGCAGAUUCUAAAUUUAAUAAAGUAUUAUGUGCAGAGGAUUCAAAAUCACUUUAUAAUGAUUUGCAAAUUUGGUUAAAAUCACGCGACCCAUUUUUAGCAAAGAUAGAGUACGCGAAGAGUGCUGUGGAAAGUGUACUAAAAAGCUUUGAUGAUAAUAAGGCUCAAAUAAAUCUUGAGGAUGCUAUCAAAUUAAUUUCGAAUGAUCCAAAAUGUAGGAAUGAAAUUAAAACAAAUUUUGAGGUAUGGAAAUUGGAAAAUGAUCUGAAAAAUCGAUGUGAUGGAUAUACAAGUAUUCUUAAUCAGCUUUCUAAUGAAAAUAUCCAAAAGGAAUCAUUUCAUGUUAUGAAAUUGAUUUCUUUGUUGAAAUCAACACUUCAGUCAUCCAAUAAAAAUUUUCUUGACGUUCUCAUGGACGAAGUUAUUCAAAGUUAUAUUAAAAGAUUGCCACUGUCUAAAGAGCCAUAUAAAAGUCACUGGAAUGAGAUUGACAAAUUCAUGAAUAGAAAAUCAUUGCCAAGUCUUGUUUCAUUACUCGCUAAGUUACAUUAUGAUCCGCAAUUAUAUAAACUGCACGAGAAAUUGAAUAAAAUAAGAAAUAUCGAUAAUCAAAAUGAUAUUAAAAAUUCAUUUAAAUUGCUGUCAACAGAAGAUUUUACAGAUACACAUAGAAGGUAUUUAUGGCAAAAUUCUAGAUUCGUAUAUUUAGCUUCACGUAUGCCGUUAGUCGUCAUGUCAACGUUAUCACUCAAUAUUGAAGAAUUUCCGAGUUAUAUACCGGAGAAUGUCCAAAAACUACUGAAAGAACGGUUUAAAGAACAUCACGAACAGGAAAAGUUUCCUCUACUUGAAUUGAAAAAUAUUGAUCAAGUUAAAGAUUAUUUUGAGUUUCUACUUUACUAUAAUCAAUUACCAAAUGAGAUUCUUAGAGAAUCGAUUACGAAAAAUGAAGAGUUAGAGAAAUCUCUAGAAUCUGUUGGUGUUUUGUUUGAUGGAAACUGGGAUUCAAAAGACAAAAUUACCAAGGGUUGGGACCAAGAAGCAAUUGAGUUUGCACUUGAAAAACUCAAAUCGAAAAAUGACCAACCGGAUAUAGAAAUUAAAAUAACCCCUAUUCCUAGCCCGUUAAUGCCGCCACCAAAUGACCCAGAUUCGGAUUAUAAAGUAUUGAAAGUACAUAAAAAUUGGAAGUCUCUGAUGGGAGAGAAAAUAAACAUAAUAACGUCAAGAGAUUAUCUCGAAGUACGUAAAAUCAUUCCGGUCCCGACUAUUUCUGAAAAUCAACUUGAAUUUUGUAUAAUCAAAAUUCUCCCCCAUAUCAUACAGAAGGUUAAGAUGUGGGGAUGUAGUGCACUUACAGCAAGUAACAUUUCAGGAUUAGUGAAAAAAUCUAAGCCGGAACCCUCAUUUGAUCCAUCCAAUGAUGACCCAUUCAUUGAUGACCCAUUUUCUGAUGACCCAUUUUCUGAUGAUUCAAAUCCGUUUGAUGACAAAUCCGAUAAACCCUCAAAUUAUUUUAAUGAAAACAAAAACCCAUUAUCUCGAAUUGACUGCAUUGCUGGAUUGCUUAGCAUUGUUGAUUGUAUAGUAGUUCAAGAUAUUCUUCACACAAUGGCCAAAUUCCCAAUGGCAUUACCCCUUGUAAUGCCUGAUUUUGAGCAUGCGAAACAAUUUAAUGUCAUGCUGCCAUUUCUUGUUGGUCCGACAAUCAAGUGGGAAACAAAACCAGGUACAAUUGUUGAAAAUCAUCUAUUUAAAAGUCCAUUCAGAUUUCUUGUUGCCAUUCGAAUCGGAUCCAAUUCAAAAGCAGGGAAAAGUACAAUUUUAAAUCAAUUAAUGGCUACAGAGCACAUGUUUUCAUCAAUUUGUGAACCUGGUGCAUCUCGAGGAAGACCUUACACUCUUUCUGGGGCUAUCGAAUUUACAUGGCUUACUCAAGAAACUUGUAGUGAUAGUUUAUGGAAAAAUGUGAUGGAAAAUCAUUACAAUAUAGGGACCAAUGAAAUUGUGUUGUUGGCAAAUUUGCAUGGAGACGCAUUGGAGUACGAAGGACAAGUUCAGUGGCUAAAACAGGCGGGAUCAAAAUUCUUGGUUUUCAUCAUGCCAAAUGUGAGUGUGAAAGAAUGGAAAAAGUUGAAAAAUAUCAUAGGUAGUGAAAAUUAUGUCUACUCUAUGGUGGAUUGUGGUAAUAAGAAUAAAAAUCCCGUGAUUGAAACUGGACGCUUAACAGAAGAUGAGACAUUGGAGUUGGUGCGUUCUAUGUUCAAAAAUUCCCUUGAAUCUGAAACCAGAAUUCAACCAGAAUUCAACAAUUUCAUGUCGGGACACCCAUUGAAGUUGGCAAAUGGAAUCGAAUGUAAUGAGUCGCAACUCAUUGUAGAUUUUAUUAAGAGAUAUUCUUGCGCUACGACUAAAAAUAUUAUGAAGUUUCAGAAAGGACAUACUAGGAUGACCCAGGAUCAUUGUGAACUGUGGGAAAAUAAUAACCUUUUACAAGAAUUAAUGAAGUAUUUUGGAGCAGUUUUGGUAUUACCAAUCAAAAAGAGGAGGAGAGCUUUGGCUCAUUUAGAAAGAGAUCUUUAUAAUCUUUCAGUCGAAGAAUCAUCAAAAGCUAGAGAAGAUGUUUUGUUACUAAGAGAAAAACUAAGGCGAACCAUUGAUUUAACGAAUAAGAAUGAGGAUAUAGUAAAAUAUUAUAAGACACGAAUUAAUAAUGCUCUAGAACAGGUAGACGAUAGGAGCCUAGGCAUAGAACAUUUAUUUCGUGAAGCGGGACAAAUAUAUGAAUCAUCUCUUGUUAAUAUUCCAAAGUAUAUAUUACAAUUUCCUAGAUCGUGUGCUGAACUAUUCAUUGAAGGUCAGGUCAUCGAGCUAAUCGAUGGUGAUUCUGGUAAAAUGCCAGGUGCUUGGUUGUCAUCCAUCUUCAAAGAAGUAUCAAUAAUAUACCCUGAUUUGAAAGUUUUUGUUGUUUCGAUUCUUGGACUGCAGUCAUCUGGGAAGUCUACCCUUUUGAAUGCACUUUUCUCUUGCAGAUUUGCGAUUUCCAUUGGUCGUUGCACUCGGGGCCUUUUCAUGAGGUUAUUAUUUUUUGAAAAGGAACUUAAAAAAGAGCUUAAUGUAGAUGCCAUCCUACUUAUUGAUACCGAAGGUCUUGGUGCACCAGAAAAAAUAAAUGAAAAAGAUGCAUCGCAGAAAGAUCGAUUACUGGCGACAUUUGUAAUGGGAAUAAGUAACUUAUCGCUUAUUAAUGUCCUUGGAGAAUACAUGAAUGAUUUAACAGAAAUUUUGCAAAUUGCGAUUGUUGCAAUGGCACGUCUAGAAAAAGCUAAAAUUGCACCAGACAUUUUUAUGGUACAACAUCUUACAGAACGGAAUGCAGCCAAAACAUCUUCAGGACAAAUAGAGUUUUGUGAAGCUCUUCAAAAUGCUUUGAAAUUUGCGGACAAAAAAUUUGUUGAUGUUGGUAUCAUGAAUUCUGAUUGCUUGAAAAUUCUGGAUGAGCGAAUACAAAAAGGAGAACUCCAUAAGCAAUUUCGUUCGUUUAGAGAUGGCGCAAGUACAUAUGCACCUCCAUCAAAACAAUAUCAUGAGGAUGUGACGAAAUUAUAUGAGGAUAUACUUAAUGCCUGUAAACAUUCACGUAGCAUAGUUUCAUUCAAACAAUGGUAUUCACUCGUUAAUAGUUUUUGGAAGUCUGUCAAGAAUGAACAUUUCGCAGUUCAAUUCAAGAAUCUUAAAGAAAUGUACGAAUUUAUAGAGCGGGGCAGACUAAUUGUGAAAGUAAAAGAGGCAAUUAACGCAGCCUUUCAGGCUCAUACGGAACAAUGUUCAGAUAUCAUCCGACAAAAGAUCACUAUAUUGUCAUCUGACAAAAACUUUAAUACUUCUAACUUACGUGAAGAAUGCGUUGUAAUUAUUGAAGAAGAAUUAAAUCACGAUUUAAGUAGUUAUCAUUGUAAUAAGUGCAAGAAAGUUUCAGAAACAAGGAUUGAGUUGGAAAAUUAUCUUAAGGAUAAAGAAGAGUGUAAAACAGAUACAUUAAAAACAAUCGAUCGGUAUAUCGAACGUAGACGCCAAGCUACUAAGGUACAACUUCUCCAGAUUCUUGAAGCUAGACUUAUAGGAGAGGGCUGUACAACAGAAUUCAUGGAUGUAAUUACAAAUCAUUUGAAAACAGAAUUGAAAAGACGAUCAUCUAAACGAUUCAACGAGUAUGAACAUAAGAAAAUUUCUGAUGAUAUUUGGAAUGAGCUGCGGCGACGCGUAGGUGACAAGAAUUAUAUAUCAUCAGUCGAAUUAAGAAUCGAAAACGAAGUCAAAGAAGCUUAUGCACACGCAGAAAUAGUUUAUCGUAAAUUUAUAGAAAGGGAUAAAUUUCCUGCACGACUCAAUGGUAAUAUUAGUAAGCACUUUAAACCAAAUGAAUUUCUUGGGUUAGCUGAUGAAAUAUUAAAGGAGAAAAAUGCUGUCAAAUUCGAAAGUGGUAUGAUCUUCACACUCCAAUCAAAAGUAAACCAAAAACUCGAAGAUCAUGAUCAAAAUAUAAUAUGGAACGUUCAUUUGUUUGCCUUAGAAAAAUUCUGUGAGAAAAUGCAAUGCGUCCAGCAAAAGUGGGAUAGACAACAUAAUCCGCUUAAGAUACUUGAACGAAAGGAAAGUGAAUAUAGAGUGUUAAUUAAACACAGGCUUGAACAUGGUUUUACAUAUGCAUCCGAAGGGAAUAUCAUUGCGGAAUAUCUACUUAAAGCAAUAAGAAUAAAAGCUGUGAAUAGUGGUAAUGAGAAAAGAAUGCGUACGGUACUUACACUCAAUUGGAUGAAUAGCACUGAACAUGCAAGGCUCAAAUAUUUUAAACAAUUAGCUAAAAAAGUUCAAAUCCGUGAAUUUGAAGAUGCACUUAAGCAUUUUGAUAAUCCACAAGUCAAGAUAACUGAGUGGUUCAAGAAAGAAGUUGAUAAUAGCUGUCCUGAAAUUUCGUCCGAAGAAUAUAUUAAAGUAUUUGAACAAGAAUUUAAGGAAGUUAUGUCUGAAGUUAGUAAAUGCAAAUCUAUUGAAGAAUUUCAAAAUUUUGUUGAAAGUUAUUUGAAUAAAGUUGAAGGAUGCGAAUAUAAAAUGCAUAAAGUAGACGAAACAAAUGAGCCAGAUGUGGAUUCAUUGCGCGACAGCAUAUUGGAAACGUUAAAAAGUCAGCGUUGGAAGUAUAAAUAUCGUAAGACGUUUAAAGCUCCAUCUGAAUAUGAGAUUGUAAUGGAAAGGCUAGGCUGUACAGAGUCAUGCAUGUUUUGUGGUGCUAUCUGCUGGGGCGCACAAGGACACGAAGAAAAUACGGAUAAUACAAAAAAGCAUCAUUCAUGUCAUCAACCAUCAGGUCUUCGGGGAACAAAUAACAAACAUAAUCAUGUAUUGGAUUCGGCACCGUGUCAUCUACGCUCAGAUGAUUCGAUGGUCAGUUGGGGAAAAAUAGAGGACAGAAAAUUGGUAAAAUGGAGCGAGGCAAAACAAAAAGAUUUUACUAAUUGGCUCUUUCUUCCUCACAACAAAAUAAAUUUUAAUAAUCUUAUGUGUUGGUUUUUUCAAGAGUUGCAUGCGAAGAUAGCGGCAACACGUAAUCUUUGUAUGGCAAGCAACGAGGAUUUGCAAAAGUAUAAUUGCAUUAACUUGGAUUACGAUCAAAUUAUAAGAGAAUUAAAUGUUGAGAUAGAAAUAAACUAG
This is a messenger RNA of Cetraspora pellucida, 7974 nucleotides long. Lineage: Eukaryota; Fungi; Glomeromycota; Glomeromycetes; Diversisporales; Gigasporaceae. The record is from the annotation of a GenBank genome assembly.